AUGGGUAUUUAUGAAAUUGAACAUCGAACCCCGAAAAAAUUUCAAUUAAAUCAUUUAAGACAUUUAACUGAUGUAUUUAUUAUCCCAAAUAAUUUAGUUGAAUAUACCAUUAUACAUACAAUGAAUGUAACCAAUGAAACAACACACUAUUUACUUGGUUUCAAUGAAACAAGAUCACAUUUUAUAGCGUAUAGUUUAUUGAACGGUCAAGUAAUGUGGAGAUUGAAACCAGAUUUAACAAUUUAUCCAGUUUAUCAUACUACUACUACUGAUAAUAAUGAUAGUAGUAAUAAUGAAUCUGAUAAAAAUUUACAAACAUCCAAUUCUAAUUUAAACAAUUUGACUAUUGAAAAAUUUUUAUUCAAUACUAAUCAAACAAUAAUGAUUGUAAGUUAUGGUUUAGAAUUAGCCUGUGUAUUUCUAAUCGAUCAAUUAAAACAUGUCGGUAAUUUAAAUGAAGCUUAUGCUACUACAAGUAGCCAAACAUUACAAUCUGGCGGGAAAUUAAAUUCCGCGCCAAAUUUAUCAAUUGCCGCCAUUUCGCAUGAUGGUUAUUGGUUAGUACAUACAGAAUUUAGUGAAGAAUUUCAAUGUACUUGUUUAACUGUAUGGUCAUUAAUCAAUUUUCAUGAAAAUCAACUUAUUAAUCAACAACAACAACAAGAAUUAAUUACAUGGAAUCGUAAACGUUUAUUAAAACAAACUGAUCUACUACAAGUAGCUAUAAGUGGACAACAUUGUGUGAUUGUAGCGGCACGUUUAAAUUAUGGUCUGCUAUGUUGGUGUCCAUGUAAUCACAAUGAACAACAAACAAAUUCAAUUCAUUUACAGAAUAGUGAAAAUUUAAAUUUUUCCAUAGAUAAUCCACCAUUGUUAAAUGUUUCAAUGGAUGGUAGUAAAAUUAUCUCUGCAAGUGUUUUAGGCAAAUGUACACAAAUUACAAUAUGGCAAUUAGAUUUAAACAAAUUCAGCGUGUGUUUUAUUGGUAGCGUAUGUUGUUUAGAUCAAAUAUUAGAAUUACAGCUGACAAAAAAACAAAAAUAUCAUUACAUUUGUUUAUCUACAAUGAAUUCAAAUAAACCGCUACUGAUUGAUCCACAUUGGAUGAAUGAAAUAGAAUAAUGAAUUGAAUAUUGAACCAAUCAACAUAUAUUGAACAUUAU
Schistosoma turkestanicum is the source of this 1163-nucleotide messenger RNA. Lineage: Eukaryota; Metazoa; Platyhelminthes; Trematoda; Strigeidida; Schistosomatidae. The record is from the annotation of a GenBank genome assembly.